AUGUCGUUCCAGUCACCAUUUUUCGAUUUCUUUGACGCUAUUAACAACGAAGUUGCCAACUACAACAGGCUCCUUGGUCGCGCUCCCAACAGUACUGCACUGCAGGCUAAGAACAACAACAAGAAAGACACCACUGACUGGCUCACAUCUGCCAGCAUCAUCCCUCCCGUGGAUGUGUUGGAGCAGGAGAAAGACUACGAGGUGCACUUGAGCGUGCCGGGCAUCGUGGACCAGGACAACAUCAACAUCGAGUUCCACAGCGACCGCGGAGAGCUAGUUAUAUCGGGCGAGGUGCCGACAAAGGAGACCGAGGAGAACAAGGACGGCUGGCGCGUGCGUGAGCGUGCCACUGGCAGCUUCCGACGUGUGGUCGGCUUGCCGGACAAGCCCGGCGUGGACGCAGAGCACAUCACUGCGAACUACGAGCAGGGUGUGCUCACGUUGCGCGUGCCAAAGCUGGAGUCUCGCGAGAACCAGGCAGUCCGCAAGAUCCAGGUUGGGCGUGGCAGCGCCAAGUAA
Molecule: messenger RNA, 519 nt
Organism: Eremothecium gossypii ATCC 10895
Lineage: Eukaryota; Fungi; Ascomycota; Saccharomycetes; Saccharomycetales; Saccharomycetaceae
Product: AGR408W
Exons: 1
Coding region: 1-519 (172 amino acids)
Biological process (GO): response to heat; response to hydrogen peroxide; protein complex oligomerization
Source: RefSeq, marked provisional